UGAUGAGGUUCUUCAAGCUGCUUCAGGCCCAUUAUCAUUCCAAUUCUAAAUCUAGUACGACGACUAGUAACGAGGAGGAGGACGAAAAUAAUAGUAUCAAAAUCACCCCAGAGGAUUUAGAGACUCCAUUUGUGGAGUUUUUGACUCGGAAAAUUCGCUUGUCUUCCAAACUAACAUCGUUCCGUGGUGCAACUGGUGCUAUGCUGUAUCCUAUUUAUGGACAAGGAGAACUGGCACAUUUCUUUUGCCGUCGUGCUGCUAUCAUGGGUGGCGUUUCGAUUACUCAAAUGCCUGUGGUUGGUCUGCUUGUCGACAAGGAUGUUGGGAAUUAUAAGGGCAUUAAGUUGGUUACGGGACAAGAAUUAUUCAGCCAUCAGCUUAUCCUUGCCCCCACAUUUGUGAUCCCACCAGGGUUGACUACUCCCUCAGUUUCUCCACAAAAUGGUUAUUAUGAUUUUGUCCAACAAGAUGCCAGAGAGAAGGUGGUCAGGGGAAUUUGCAUCACAGAUAAUUCCUUUGAACCAGAUGUAGUAAAUUGUUUGGUGUUCUAUCCCCCUAAAUCUUUAUGCCCUGACCAGAUGACAUCAGUCCGCAUCUUCCAAUUGAGCAGUAAUGUGCGGGCUUGUCCCUCUGGCAUGUUCGUCAUCUAUCUAUCAACUAUAUGUGGCGAUGUUGUUCAAGGGAAGAGAUCAGUGAAUGCAGCAAUAGAAGCUUUGUUUUCAACUUCUGUUUCUAGAAACUCAGAGGAUAUUUCUAGGGAUCCUCCGAGGGAGAAUACAGUUGUGAAAGUAAAACCGACUUUACUUUGGAGCACUUUGUACAUACAAGAGCUAAUUAUGGGUGGAUUUGAUUGUGUCAGUUCAACCUCUAUGCCUGAUGGGAAUCUACAAUAUAACCAUGUUGUAGAUGCAGCAUUAAAUGUAAAUGAUGUCCUAAUUAGUUUCAGAACGAAAUCUGUUUAAUCUUUUUUUUUUAUUCUUCGGUCCUGGAACUUGGAGAUUUGAUUUGAAGCUGUAGCAUAGUAACAUAUGUAUUCUGAGGGAAGGCCAUUCUGCUAUUUGUGGCAGCUGUUUCAGAAGAUGUAUCCAGAUGAAGAAUUCUUCCCAAAGAAAAUGCCAUCGUGGAAUGAGG
Messenger RNA from Coffea arabica (coffee), 1131 nucleotides. NCBI's taxonomy places the organism in Eukaryota, Viridiplantae, Streptophyta, Magnoliopsida, Gentianales, Rubiaceae. The record is from RefSeq and is a predicted model, not a curated record.